AUGCUUUUUGUCUGCCGGUGGUUGCCCACAAACAGCGGAGUGUGUGGUCAGCAGCGCCGCGCACCGGGCUUUGAGCAGAUGGCAGAGACAACUACACCGCCGCAGCAGGAGUCGGCAGCCUCACUGUUUGAUGGCACCCCUGCCGCUGAAUUGCUGCCUUCGACUCUGUUCAUGGACCGAGGGGCUGACAAUCUGCAUUGGUUGAGAAGCGACAAUGUAAAGACCACGCACGCUAGCCCAGCUGCCACGAGCCAGGCCCGGCCCCCAGCUGGUGGCGCAACCAGGAAAGCGAGGAGAGCGAGGGAGGAACUGGCCAGCUACCUCUUUGGGGACAAAGUUCCACACAGCUACCUCUGCGGAGAAUGCAGCAACCCCGCGACCUUUGCGGUGCGCGGGAGCAAGGAAGGGAGCAACCUCAAGUACUUCUGCGGUGUGCAUCGCGAGGUCACGGGCUGCUUCAAGAUCGAGAAGACCCGGACAGAGUGGGCACGUGACUGUGGAGUGUACAAGUUGAAGGCAGAGCUGGCGCGAGCGCUUGACGAGGAGUCGCGGCUGAGGUGCAAUCGGGCAAAGCUCUUGAUCAUGGGUGGAAUCGAGAGCAACCCAGGAUGGUCAUCGUCAAAUGAAGCCAGCCCGGAAGGAGAGCGUCCUUCAGCAUCAGAGGAGACGCACCAGCAUCUGACGGCGGCGUGGCCGGAGCUCCGCAUCCUCGUGAUGGAAGCAGGAGAGUUGGAAGAGGACCUUGAUGAUUCGUCCGAGCGGGCCGCGGGCAGCCGGCGCAUCAGGCGCAGGGCAAUGGAGGAGCGAGUGGUCGUCGACUUCUUUGCAGAGCGCAGCCAGCAGAGAGAGGCUUGGGCGGCCAGAGAAGAGGAGAUGUUCGGCCCACCCUCCUCACUAGAGCAACACGAUUCUGCUACAGAUGUUCCAGAAUUGGAGGCCUUGGCAACCGACGAUGCCGAGGCCGAAGAGCAGGAGCCGCUGGGGAGGCAUAGUCCAGCACCCACUGCGCCCGACCUGUUUCUGGUGCUCGUCCAAAGCUCACCCAUUUGCAACCUGUUGGCCGUCAGCAAAAAGGCAAAAGCGAAUCCUGUCCCCAUGGACGAGGCGGCUCGGGAGGCCGGUCGAGCGGCUGCGGCAGCUCAUCUCCAAGCUGUGGGGGCACUGAGGCCCUCGAGAACGCAGCGCGAGGGGCAAGCCGUUCAUCAAACGGAGCUGGGUGAUUUCGGAGGCCCGCCUCAUGCACCCGCCGUCGGGCUGGUGACCGACGCUCCCAUCCAAAACGUUGGGGCCCUGGUCGACCGCCUGAACGCCAAGCGGGACGCCGAAGAGGCGGCCGCGCGCGAGGCGCGGCUGAAACGCUACCGGCGCGCGCGACCCCUGGGUGCUCCACGUGGGGCGGGGAAUUCCCUGGCCCGCACCAUCCAGGACCCGAGCCCUUCCUCUCCUUUGCCCCCUGUCAUCCUCUCUUCUCGGGAGGAGGAAGAAGCCGCCCCAAGCACAGCGCAGACCCCCCCAGCAGCCUUCUCUUCACCGGCCGUGGAAGAUGAACGGGCCCCGCCGUCGCCGCCGGCCGACGAUCCGGGUUCGGUUUUCUCCCUCUCGCAGCCCCAUGAGCCCCCCUCCCCCGCCCGGCACCCACCCUCUCCCCCCCUCGCUGACCAGCCCGAGGAGCCCCCGAUCAUAGCCCCGCCUCUCCUCGAAAACGCACAGCCCGAGGUGGUUCCCAGUCAGCCCCCAGCAGCCGCCCCUUCCCCUUUCCCAACCCACCAGGAGCAGCCGCCCGUCGACCAGGCGCUUGCAGCCGACCCGCCAAACCAGCCCCGGGCAGCGGAAACAAGCCGGCCCGCUACAGCGGAGUCGUCCGCAGAGCUGUCGCCCGCACUUCCGCCCACGGAGCCGCCCGCGCAACUGCUUGGGAAUCCCCCUCAGGCUGCGUCGGUCGAAGAUAGUGGGCCCGGCUGGUGCAAGAAGCUAGUGGAGGCGCUCCGGCAACGGCAGGCAAACGGGCGUGCAAUCGUGGUGGCGGAGGAUGUGCACCAGGAGGGGGCAAAGCGCUAUGGCAGCUUCAAGGAUGUUGCGGCCUUGGUGGCGCACCGGAGGUCGCUCGGUGCGUUCGCGCACCUGUACGAGCUCAUCCAGGACGAUGCCUGCUGGCGCAUCUACUUCGACCUGGACUUUUCGCUCCCAACCGAGGACCCGAGCGACUUCGAACGGCGCCUGGAGGCUUUCCACCUGGUCAGAGACCGGGUCCUAACCUCGGUGCUGACUGUCCCCGAGGGUGCGCUCCGUUUCCAAGCUUGCGAGGCGCACGGUCCAGCGCGGCCCCCGAAGCAAGAGUUUAAGUACAGCGUGCACGAGGUGCUGGAGGGGUUCUACCUAAGGGGGCUGGAAGCCAGGAGGGCAUUCGGGAAAGCCUUUCGGUGCUUCUUGGAGAAUCCCCCGGACGACCUAAAGCCGAGCAUCGAGCUCCUCCGGAAGGACGGCGGAUCCGCCUACAUCUGGGACGGGUCCGUCUACGGGCAACAUCGCUGCUUCCGAAUGUUGAGGUCCUCCAAGUUCGGGGACCGUUUCCGCUCCCUCCUUCCCUCCGAAGGCAGCUCCGAGGCGAUCGCUGACCACCUGGUCUGCCUCUACUCGGAAGCGGAGCUGGCUGGGUCCACCCGGAUCAGCGCCGACCUUCUCGGAGAGUGGGCGUCCGCGCGGCGCGAGCCGCCUGCCCCGGACCGCGUGGGGGCCUUCCGGCAGAGGGCGCUCGCCCUCGACGAGGCGAGCACCUCGGAGGGGCCCGGCGAGGACCUGAGCGCGCAAGAGCGGGCCGUCCUCCUCGCCCGCUACCAGGAGGACCACGCGGGGGCCGAGAUCGACCGGGUGGUGCAGGAGCGGCCGGGGCUGUUCUUUGUCCACUUUCGCGCGCCCCAGCCCACGUGUUGCAUCGCGGGCAGGCGCCACACGUCCCCAGGCAACCAGAACCCGUACCUGAUCUACAAGCGAGACGAGCCGCGCAUCGCCCGCUACCAGUGCUUUGCCAACAGCUGCAGGGGCGAGUGCCGCGUGCUGCCCCUGGACAUCCUCACCACGCUGGGAUGGACCGAGGACUACGAGGAGAACCUGGGAAUGCGCCCCUACCCCGCGUUCAAGCUCGCUCACGUGCGCAAGCGAACCAUCCUGAUUUCGGCCAAGAAGGGGGUCGGAAAGUCGAAGGCUUUCAUGGAGUGGCUGGUGGCCAUGGUUAAGCUGAACCCCGGCCUCUCCUUCGUCCUGAUCGGGGCCAACAUCUCGCUGUCCCGCAAGUACCAUCAAGAUCUGGUGGACGCGGGCGUGGAAGGCGUGGUGCUGUACCUGGAGGCGCCCCCAGGGCCAAUCACUGCCUCUCGUGCCGUGGUCUGCAUCAACUCCAUUCACCGCGUGCGCGCCAAAAUGGACGUCGUGGCAAUGGACGAGAUGGACAUGGUGCUCACCAACCUCAACUCUGAGGUCAUGAGCCAACGGGGCCGGGUGCUGUCCUGCUUGGAGGCGGCUGUGGCGGGGGCGAAAGUCGUCAUCGGCAUGGACGCCAACAUCGACUGCGCGCGGGUGAUGGAGUACCUGUUCAUGGCGCGGCCGGAUGGGGUCCUCCACACCAUUCGGAACAGGGGCCUGUACCCGGCCAAGCGGCAAGCGACCAUCCGGAUCUUUCCGCCAGGGAGCGGGCUGCUCGACUGCAUCGGCGCCGCAGUACGGGAUGUGCUGGACAGGGUCGCUCGAGGCACGAAAGUCGUCUGCCCGUCGACCUCCAAGCGCUUCGUGAAACACCUCGAACACGAUUUCAACGUCGAGAACCCACCUUCCGAGUCCGAUCGACGCGGCGUCUUCCUGCACGCCGACAAGAGGUCGAAAGCCGACGAGGAGUUCUUCCAGAAGGCGAUGGCCGACCCGGACACCUACUUGGAAGCGGACUGUGUGGCUUUCUCUCCAAAGCUCGGCCCGGGUGUCUCGAAAGAGAAGCCGUAUGCUGAGGAGACGGUCGCCUUCGCCCUCAACAACCUCAACGGCCCUGCCGUUGAGACGCUGCUCCAGCAGCAUGCUCGCUUCAGGACGGUCACUAACUCCACCAUCUACUACAAGCAGGCGGUGAGCACUGCAGUGGACCUGCCGCGCUCUACUGAGGCGGUCUUUCAAGCCAUCGAACGGGACGACAAGCAGAUUGUCAAGAUGCUCGGCGACGCAGCCGGCUUCCAGUUCCUGAGGGGUUCGCAGGGUAUCUGCGACCGCUCCUCCGCGAGCUGCGUCUUGUACGCAAACAACAUCCUCGCCAAGGUCGAAAGCUAUCUGGAGUACGUGCCAAAGCUGAAGGCCGACCUCGAAAAGCAGGGCUACGAGGUGACGGUCGAGCACGUCGAGCCAACGGACGGCGUCGGGAGCCCGCCCCCGGAGGUGCCCCUCGGCUUCGACGCGGAGCCAGAGCUCCUGACGGCCGAAGAGUGGCGAGCGAAGUACAUCAUCAGCUCGGAGCAGUACGAGAUCCUGUGCGAAAGGCCUGAGGACCUGAGCCCAAAGGAGCAGCUCCAAGAGUUUCUGUUCGAGAUGGUCACGAAGGAGUACAAGGUCGACCCCAACCGGGUUGAUCACGACUUCUACACCCGCUUUUGCGCUGACGAGGACGAGGCGAAGGCGACAAGAGAGGCCCACGCAAACUAUCUCAGGUUUCGUGAGCACCGCUUCGAUGCCCUCGUCGCGGACCUGGACAGAGCACUUGGGCAUGCCAACGAGGAGGGCGUGGUUCAGGAGUACGUUCAGGAAAUGCGCGACCCUGCCAACCGUGUGCCGUUUGCGGUGCGCGUGCUUGCCUUCCUCCUUGAAUGCAGGGAGGAGCAGCUGAAUCAUGAGGCGGAGCGGUGGGAGGUCUCGGAGGAGCGCGUGCAGGCUGCCUAUGCGGAGCACAUCGGGCCCAGCAAGACCCGGUUGAAAACCAUCUUCAACCUGUACGGUUUUGUGCAGCAGACCUCCAGACCCUCGCAGGCUGCAGAUGGAAAGGUGAGGGAGAAGAAAGCUCAGAAACGGAAUGCAGUAGGGAACGUGCUCAGAGCGGGCCUCGGGAUCGAGCUCCAUAUGGGCUCGAGGAGCGGCGGCAAAUUCAAGCAUCCCCACGUGUUGACGCCCGCCAUCUGGUUGAGUCUGCAUGAGCGGUACGGUUGGUUCAAUCCGGAGACGGUUGCUAGGGAGGAGUGCAUGAUCGAUCCAAGAAGGUAG
Messenger RNA from Klebsormidium nitens, 5229 nucleotides. The record is from the annotation of a GenBank genome assembly. NCBI's taxonomy places the organism in Eukaryota, Viridiplantae, Streptophyta, Klebsormidiophyceae, Klebsormidiales, Klebsormidiaceae.